AUGAAGCUCCUCACCACAAACUUCCUGACCUGCGCCAUCAAAGCCUGCAAAAGCUCCUCUGCCUCGUUCCCGCUGCACUUCAAGGACGCGGUGCUAGAGCGCACCGAGAUCGAGUUUAACCCGCUCUUUAUGAGGAACAUUCUGCCGCGCGUGAACUGGGAGGCAUUGACUGUUACAGCGACCGAGUUGGGAUUGCAGGCGAUGGUCCCUGAAAAGAACCCCGAACAAGGUGGUGUUCAAAAGGAGGACGGGAUUGACGAGGAUGUCCUGAAGAACCUACACACUCUCCUCCUCGAAACGGGCGUGUCAGAGGGGAAGCUGGUCUGUGGAAACUGCGGGUUUGAAUAUCCCAUAAAGGAAGGCGUGGGCAAUUUCCUCCUGCCGGCGCAUUUAGUGUGA
Messenger RNA from Cladophialophora psammophila CBS 110553, 399 nucleotides. RefSeq lists its product as uncharacterized. The record is from RefSeq and is a predicted model, not a curated record. Gene Ontology annotation, molecular function: protein heterodimerization activity. The transcript has 2 exons. The coding region runs from base 1 to 399 and encodes 132 amino acids. Gene Ontology annotation, biological process: tRNA methylation; peptidyl-glutamine methylation; rRNA (guanine-N7)-methylation. NCBI's taxonomy places the organism in Eukaryota, Fungi, Ascomycota, Eurotiomycetes, Chaetothyriales, Herpotrichiellaceae.